Messenger RNA from Symbiodinium sp. CCMP2592, 579 nucleotides. NCBI's taxonomy places the organism in Eukaryota, Dinophyceae, Suessiales, Symbiodiniaceae. The record is from the annotation of a GenBank genome assembly.
AUGGCCGCCCUGCAUUCUGUCCGCUGCGAGUACACCGAGGGCAGCUCUUCGAAAUUCUGGGAAUGUGCACGCUGGGACAAAACUACGGUCGUGUCCUUUGGGAAGAUCGGAGGUGUUCCCUCCACUAGUACGAAGGUGCACAAAGACUUUGCGGCUGCCAUAGCCUUCUUGGAGAAGACACAGGUGUCCAAGGAAAAGAAAGGCUACCACGUGACAGGCAAGGCAAAAGUCACCAGGAUGCCGCCAGGGGCCGGAAAGAGUGCCGGUGCCAAGGCGAAGGCUAAGCCAAAGGCCAAGGCAGCGGCCAUGAAGGCCGUCAUGAAGACAGCCAUGAAAUCUACGUCCAUAUCGGGAAAGAAGAAGCUGGCCGGCAAGACCCUCUGCUUCACAGGCGCUUUGACUAUGAAGCGUGGGCUUGCGAAGACAAUAGCAAAAGCAGCCGGGGCCAAGGUCACCUCCUCAGUAUCCAAGCUCACAGACAUUCUGGUGGUGGGAAAGGAUGCGGGCUCAAAGGUUUUGAAGGGUGCCCCGCAUAUGCAGUACUGGGACGAGAAAAAAUUCAUCAAGAUGGCGAAGUGA